Molecule: messenger RNA, 2123 nt
Organism: Durusdinium trenchii
Lineage: Eukaryota; Dinophyceae; Suessiales; Symbiodiniaceae
Source: the annotation of a GenBank genome assembly
GUAAAUCAGCAGGUCAUGAGGAUCCAGAGUCGACCUUCCCUUGGGGUUCUCGGACCUUUAACACGACGUGUUUUUUGCGUGUUAAACCUUUUGUCCUUACCUUUUAUUCUUUAGACCGGGUGUUCUGAUUUCUGGUUUUUCUCUAUAAGAUCUCUUGUCUAGACACUGUUUUUCUGAAAAGCAUCUCUGACGCUGAGGUUCUGAUCGUUUUUCCAAAGGAUCGGGAAACGAGGAAACCCUGCCGCACUCAGUGCGCAUGGCAGAAUAUCUUCCAAAAAACAGUCUUUUGGAGGGUGAUGUGCACCGGAUAGGCGCAUUUGUGGGAUCUGCGUGCAGCUGGCCGAAGAUACGCAGACGAGACAAGACCGACCUUGCGGCAUGGGCUCAUCACUGGUGAGUCUGAGUGAUGGGAGAACAACAGAAGCACUUGUUCCUAGUAGCUUCUUGUUACUAGUAGAUGGAAGCAGGGUUCGGAGGAACAUAAACGCUGCCAUUGCAAAUGUGCUUGGGCUUUGCAAGAAGCACUUGGGAUGAUCUCCCAUGCUUUCUGGCGGCACAAGCACUACAGUGCAACGCAAGGAUGAGUUUUGCACACUCGCACGGAGAGGGGGAAAUAGCUUGCAAGCAGAUGUGGGGCCCUGAUGUUGAGUGGCUCAAGACUUGGGCCAGAAUGCUUUUCACUUUCAGUGCCUGACUUGACCAGGGUGUUUUUUGACUGGCGUGGUUGAAUGUGCAUGGCACUGGCCUUCAGUAUUCACUCUGGCGGCUUGCCCCAGUUGAAGCGGCCUGUAGGCAGAAGUGACGCUAUUUAGAGCACUUAAAUGCUUCACACGAAAUCCAAGGCUAGAUUGCCCAAUGCUUCCCACCAUAAGUUUCAUACCAGCUUUUGCAGUUACUGAGUUACUGGUGCCGAGUACCCCUGCUGCAAGAUUUCUACCUAGCCUUGGAACCUCUGAAACGCAAGAAACUGCCUUGUGCUUUUCAUGGACCUCAACCUUUUGCGUUCGCUUCAUGCAUCUCUUUUCACGUCUGCUUUGUCUUUGAACUCUGCGCCGAGCGUGUCGGACAGAGCACGCCGCACACUUUGCUGUCUUUGCCCUUUGCUCCUAGUAGUAAGGCCAGGAGCCCCUAGUAGCUUCUUGUUACUACUAGUAAGGCACUUGUUACUAGUAGCGAUGCACUUGUUCCUAGUAGCUUCUUGUUACUUGCUUUCUCACUGGACCUCGGAUGUGCCUGCCUUCCGGAUUCUCGGAGUUUUUCGGAGAAUUUGCCGCUUCCUUUUUGGGGAUGCCGCUGCGAUCUUCGUUUGUAGGUGCCAUAAAUAGCCUCCAUCGAAAUCAGCAUGAUUGCAGACGUUCUCAGGUGGCUGUACUCAACUGGGUCACACACCUCGAAAAAGCAAGUGCCCUCGACAUCCCCGAACACUGCAAACAGAGCACCACAACUUGACACCUUUGGCCCUCAAUCCGCAGGCGAUUUCGAUGGGAAACUUUCCAAUCACUCGAACUUGGGUGCCAUUCCUCCGCUGAUCCCGGAGGCGACCAACAAGGCCUUUGAGAGCCCACCAGAGGCAUGUUCUUUGCGCUUCAAUGAGCAGGGCCAGGUGGUCGAAUACACUGCAGGCUAUGUGAUCGACCGGCGCCAGGGCAACACUGGCGGGCGUGGGGGUUUGCUGGGCCCACUCUACGCUAUUGGCAAAGGCUUCCCGUUUCCAGAGGCGCAGCCUUAUGAAUGGUCUUGGCAACGGAAGCUUUUCACCUGGCUGGGAGAACUUCUGGCCGGUGCUGGCCCCAAAUGAAUCAGCGCAUGGCCACGGCCCAUGAUGGCCAUGGAUGCAAUGAAAGAGGUUCUCGGAAUAGACUGAUGUUAUGAAGUUGGAAAGGACUCUUUUGUCGGUUUGUUGAGCUUCUUGGUUGCAACGGAAAAGCGCUCCAAACCCCAAGUCCCCCAUGGGCGCUGAAGAGCCCAGGAACGUCUUUUCCACAGGGUACCGCACACGGUACCUGAUCCAUUGGUUUCGCACUCGUUUUACAGCGAUUCCAUGGCGAGCUUGGUGGUUCAUCCCAGUCUGACUUGGACCAGUGUCGUUUUCAUUUCUCCCGGUGAACAGGCUGUGCUCAUCC